AUGCUAGAGUGGAAGCCGGAUCUCCCUACUGGGCAUAUCAUCAUCAUUUUGGCCAGCGUAUUGCUCGAGCUAUUCAACAACUUUGACAAACGAAAACACCAAAAGCUCAUCAAAAUGACUCUUGCCGUCGAUCUAUUGAACCCCUCUGCAGAAUAUGAACGCAAACAGCACAAACUCAAGCGUCUUGUACAAUCCCCCAACUCUUAUUUCAUGGACGUAAAAUGCCCAGGGUGCUUUGCUAUUACCACUGUAUUCUCUCAUGCGCAAUCAGUAGUUCUUUGUGGCUCAUGUGCAAGUGUCUUGUGCCAACCUACGGGUGGUAAGGCAAGACUGACCGAGGGUUGCUCAUUCCGCCGGAAGAACUAG
Messenger RNA from Suillus plorans, 366 nucleotides. RefSeq names its product ribosomal protein S27-domain-containing protein. Gene Ontology annotation, cellular component: ribosome; cytosolic small ribosomal subunit. Gene Ontology annotation, molecular function: RNA binding; structural constituent of ribosome. The transcript is spliced from 5 exons. Lineage: Eukaryota; Fungi; Basidiomycota; Agaricomycetes; Boletales; Suillaceae. Bases 1 to 366 code for a protein of 121 amino acids. Gene Ontology annotation, biological process: translation; ribosomal small subunit assembly. The record is from RefSeq and is a predicted model, not a curated record.